UGCAGCGUCCGUGCCAGAGCUUCAUCUCUGUCGACUACUUUUGGUCCUCCAUUUUCAAUCAAUCAAAGCUUUCUCUAGGGUUUUCAAUUUUUCCGUAUCCGUUCGACUAAAAACCCUCCGUUUUCUUUGAAACAAACGGAGUUAGCGAUGAUCAUCCGGUUGAUUUUUGUAACUUCUUUUCUGGAAGUGGAAAAUCAAUUAUGCUGAUUAUCAUCAAAGUAAAAGAAAGUGUUGUAGCUGAUGAAGAUUGCAGAUUACCUAUUGGGCUAUUCGCCUCCUAUUUGGGCGACUUUGAUAGCUGGAGUCCUUUUAGUCAUAACUCUUUCGCUUUCAUUGUAUCUUAUUUUCGAACACCUCUCUUCGUACAAGAAUCCUGAGGAGCAAAAGUUUUUGAUCGGAGUUAUUCUUAUGGUUCCUUGCUACUCUGUAGAAUCAUUUGUAUCAUUGGUGGAUCCAUCAAUUAGUGUUGAUUGUUCAAUACUACGUGAUUGCUAUGAAUCAUUUGCCAUGUAUUGCUUCGGAAGAUACCUUGUUGCUUGCUUGGGUGGUGAAGAGAGGACUAUUGAAUUCAUGGAAAGACUAGGACGUGCAAGUGCUAAAAGUCCACUAUUGGGACUUGACUGUGAAAAGGGAACUGUUAAGCACCCUUUUCCCAUGAAUUAUAUCCUAAGACCAUGGAAACUUGGUCAGUGGUUUUACCAAGUUGUCAAGUUCGGCAUAGUCCAAUAUAUGAUAAUCAAGUUAUUGACUGCUCUUUUAGCAGUAAUUCUUGAAGCUUUUGGUGUAUAUUGUGAAGGAGAAUUCAACUGGGGAUGUGGGUAUCCUUAUAUGGCAGUGGUUCUCAAUUUUAGUCAGUCAUGGGCUUUAUACUGUUUAGUUCAAUUUUAUACUGUCACAAAGGAUGAACUGGCUCACAUAAAGCCAUUGGCCAAGUUUUUGACUUUUAAAUCAAUUGUGUUUUUAACUUGGUGGCAAGGUGUGGCGAUUGCCCUUUUUUAUGCUCUUGGUCUGUUCAGAAGUCCAAUUGCCGAAGGCUUGCAGUUUAAGUCAAGUGUCCAAGACUUCAUUAUUUGUAUAGAGAUGGGCAUUGCUUCUGUUGUUCACCUAUACGUUUUCCCUUCCAAACCUUAUGAGCUAAUGGGAGAUCGCAUUCCUGGAAGUGUUUCAAUCCUUGGAGACUAUGCAUCUGUUGAUUGCCCUCUGGAUCCUGACGAGGUUAGGGACAGUGAGCGGCCCACAAAGCUACGUCUACCUCAGCCUGACAUAGAGGUUCGAAGUGGCAUGACCAUCAAAGAAAGUGUGAAGGAUGUAUUUAUUGGUGGUGGUGGAUAUAUUGUGAAUGAUGUAAAAUUUACGGUAAACCAAGCAGUUGAGCCUGUUGAGAAGGGGAUUACCAAGUUCAAUGAGAAACUGCAUAAGAUCUCUCAAAACAUCAAGAAGCAUGACAAAGACAGGAGAAAGACAAAGGAUGAUAGUUGCAUUGCCACAUCUGCACGGAGGGUAAUUCGUGGUAUAGAUGAUCCCCUCUUAAAUGGGAGCAUUAGUGAUAGUGGGGUUGCAAGGGGAAAGAAACAUCGUAGAAAGUCAGGAUAUACCAGUGCAGAAAGUGGAGGAGAAAGCAGCAGUGAUCAGAGCUAUGGUGGAUAUCAGAUUAGGGGCCGUAGAUGGGUUACAAAGGAUUAAAGCUUAGAUGAAUAAUUGUGGCUAUAUGAACAGAAGACAUGCCGGUGUGAGUGCUUCAAGAGACAUCCCUAUUCUUAGCUUUUGGGUGGCUUGCUUGGUUUACUUGCUCAAGAGUAUUAUUUCUGCAAGAUGCGGCUGAAGAUUUCUUUCGAAUUCCUGCUGUCAAUAUUUUCCCAUCAAAUGGGGUGGUUGUUUAUGCAGGGGUCUCGUGGGUAAGUACUGUAAUACGUGUCAUGCUGUAUACAGUUUAUUCAGGGCUUGGCCAUUGCAUACAAUGAAUUAAGAAUCGAGUUGCAUGACUGGUGACAUCUGUGCUCAAAUAUUUUUGAGAGAUGUUUUGAGGCCAAACCAAGCUUGAUUAA
This is a messenger RNA of Theobroma umbraticum, 2045 nucleotides long. It is a transcript of the gene LAZ1, whose product is annotated as organic solute transporter ostalpha protein (DUF300). The record is from RefSeq and is a predicted model, not a curated record. NCBI's taxonomy places the organism in Eukaryota, Viridiplantae, Streptophyta, Magnoliopsida, Malvales, Malvaceae.